Molecule: messenger RNA, 4509 nt
Organism: Sorex fumeus (smoky shrew)
Lineage: Eukaryota; Metazoa; Chordata; Mammalia; Eulipotyphla; Soricidae
Gene: ZNF800
Product: zinc finger protein 800
Exons: 6
Coding region: 679-2748 (689 amino acids)
Source: RefSeq, a predicted model, not a curated record
ACCGACCUAAUAAAAGUUUCCCGAAACAGCAACUCCUGCCCCCUCUUCCCCGCCCAAAGCCCGAGGUUGUGGGGGGGAAGAGCCCCCCUCCCUCCCCGCUUCCCCGCCCCUCUCCCACAGCCGGAGGGAACGGUUGCAGGUGGAGCGGCGCCGGGGGCGGGGGAGAGCCGGGCUCCGGCGGCCGCCGUAGCCCCGGCGAGCGGGGCGCUUCGGGUCCUGCUCGCCGCUCCGGUUCCGGCUCCUCGGCUGGCUGCGGCCGCGGCGGCGGCGGCGGCCGCUGCGGGGCGGUUCCUCCUGUCAACUGCCUGCGCCCGCGCGCCGCCCGCCCGCCCGCCCGCCCAGCGCCUCGGCGCGGAGGGACGCCGUGAGCUGCCGCUGCCGCCGCCGCCGCCGUCGCCGCGGGCCGCGGAGGGACGUGGUGAGCUGUGGCGCUUCCGCGUCGGCGCCGCCGGGGGGACUCUUUGGGAGCGCGUCGGGCCCGAAGCCCCGGUUCCCGUUCGCGCGGUCACACAGCCGCGGCUGCGCCAGGUGGGGCCGGAGCCGCCUCCCGCGCCGCGCCGCGCCGCGCUGUGCCCCCGCCGGCCUUCCUUCCUGCCGCCCGCCCGCCCUCGGAGUUAACCCCGGCCGCGAUGAAGAGCUGCUUACACUGAAAGGAAAAGUAGGUCGCGCCCACUGAAAAUGCCUUUAAGGGACAAAUACUGUCAGACUGACCACCAUCACCACGGAUGCUGUGAACCAGUUUAUAUCCUGGAACCUGGAGAUGCUCCUUUGUUACAGCAACCACUACAGACUUCCAAAUCUGGUAUUCAGCAAAUAAUUGAAUGCUUUCGAUCAGGAACUAAACAGCUUAAGCAUAUUUUAUUAAAAGAUGUGGACACUAUUUUUGAGUGUAAAUUGUGCCGCAGUCUCUUCAGAGGAUUACCAAAUUUAAUUACCCAUAAGAAAUUCUACUGUCCACCAAGUCUCCAGAUGGAUGACAACCUUCCUGAUGUAAAUGAUAAACAAAGCCAAGCCAUAAGUGAUCUCCUGGAAGCCAUAUAUCCGAGUGUGGACAAACGAGAAUAUAUUAUUAGGCUAGAACCUAUAGAAACUAACCAGAAUGCUGUAUUUCAAUAUAUUUCAAGGACUGAUAAUCCUACUGAAGUUACAGAGUCAAGUAAUCCUCCUGAACAGGUUGAAGUUCAAAUACAGGAAACUACUAGCACUGAACAGUCUAAAACAGCACCAGUCCCAGAUACAGAGGUGGAAACUGUAGAGCCCCCUCCUGCUGAGAUUGUUGCAAAUGAAGUUGCACCUGCACCUGAUGAGCAACCUCAGGAAUCACAGGCUGACUUGGAUACUUCUGACAAUUCUGACUUCGGUCACCAGUUGAUAUGCUGUCUUUGUAGGAAAGAAUUUAAUUCCAGACGAGGUGUUCGUCGUCACAUUCGGAAAGUACACAAGAAAAAGAUGGAAGAACUAAAAAAGUACAUUGAAACACGAAAAAAUCCAAACAAAUCUAAGGGACGCAAUAAGAAUGUUUUAGUUCCAUUAAGUCGGAGUUGUCCUGUAUGUUGUAAAUCAUUUGCUACAAAAGCGAAUGUAAGGAGGCAUUUUGAUGAAGUUCAUAGAGGACUAAGGAGAGAUUCAAUUACUCCUGAUAUAGCAACAAAGCCUGGGCAACCUUUGUUCCUGGAUUCUGUUUCUCCUAAAAAAUCUUUUAAGACUCGAAAACAAAAGUCGUCUUCAAAGGCUGAAUACAAUUUAACUGCAUGCAAAUGCCUCCUUUGCAAGAGGAAAUAUAGUUCGCAAAUAAUGCUUAAAAGACAUAUGCAAAUUGUCCACAAGAUAACUCUUUCUGGAACAAACUCUAAAAGAGAGAAAGGCCCUAAUAAUACUGCCAACAGUUCAGAAAUAAAAGUUAAAGUUGAACCAGCAGAUUCUGUAGAAUCUUCACCCCCUUCCAUUACCCAUUCUCCACAGAAUGAAUUAAAGGGAACAAAUCAUUCAAAUGAAAAAAAGAACACACCGGCAGCACAGAAAAAUAAAGUUAAACAAGAUGCUGAAAGCCCUAAAUCAACUAGUCCGUCUGCUGCAGGUGGUGGCCAGCAAAAAACCAGGAAACCAAAACUUUCAGCUGGCUUUGACUUUAAGCAACUUUACUGUAAACUUUGUAAACGUCAGUUUACUUCCAAACAGAACUUGACUAAACACAUUGAGUUGCACACAGAUGGGAAUAACAUUUAUGUUAAAUUCUACAAGUGUCCUCUUUGCACUUAUGAAACUCGUCGGAAGCGAGAUGUGAUACGACAUAUAACUGUGGUUCAUAAAAAGUCAUCCCGCUAUCUUGGGAAAAUAACAGCCAGUUUAGAGAUCAGAGCUAUAAAAAAGCCCAUUGAUUUUGUUCUAAAUAAAGUGGCAAAAAGAGGCCCUUCGAGGGACGAAGCAAAACAUAGUGAUUCGAAACAUGAUGGCACUUCUAACUCUCCUAGUAAAAAGUAUGAAGUAGCUGACGUUGGUAUUGAAGUAAAAGUCACAAAAAACUUUUCUCUUCACAGAUGCAAUAAAUGUGGAAAGGCAUUUGCCAAAAAGACUUAUCUUGAACACCAUAAGAAAACACAUAAGGCAAAUGCUUCUAAUUCACCUGAAGGAAACAAAACCAAAGGCCGAAGUACAAGAUCUAAGGCUCUUGUCUGGUGGGUACCAGGUAAUCAGAAGGAUCUUUACAAGAGCACUGAGGCUGCAACAGAACUAGAGAAGACCGGAUGAAAGGAGGAGAGGUUGGGAUGAUGCCCACAGGGAUAAGAGUACCCUCUAGAAACUGCACAAGGCAAGAAAAUAAAAUUCUCCUCUAGAAGUCACAGAAGAAAUACAGCCCUUGUCACUUCUUGAUUUUAGCCUUCUGGGACUUUGGACCUCCAGAACAGUAAGAUAAUCAAUUUGUGCUGUUUAAGACAUACUGUUUGUUAUAGCUGUUAUAGUAAUAGUAAGAAACUAAUACAAGCUAGAGUCAGACUCCAACUCUCUGGAACUCAACAUUUGAAGGGACACAGAAUAACAGGGGGAUCUGUGUAAAGUUCUUCUGUUUUGACUUCAGUCAGAUUUUACUUUCAUUUUUAAACAGCAUGAAUGUUUGGCAAAGUUCUCUUUUAAGCAGCUUUAUUGUUUGCAAGAAAAAAGAAAAGAUCAAAGCCUCAACUUCACUGGCAGUGCUAAUGAUCAAUUUUGAGAAAAAUAAAAGACAUUCCCCAAACUACAAACCUUAAAUUUGCAAUUUUACUUCUCUGUCAUUCUUUACCGGCAUUAAUUGUUUAUAAUUAGAAGGGAUCUGCAAUUAGCAAUUUAAUUUAUUUGAUUGCUUCAAUAAUUUUCUCUGACACUUUUCUUUCAUCCAAAUACUGUAAAGUGCUUUGCAGAAAUUAGAUUUCAUACAAAUUGUGUAAUUAAUCCUUCUUUGUAGAUUUUUGCUUAAUAGUGUUAGCAGAAAUCUGAAAAUGAUAUAUGCAAACCUAAGUUUCUUAGGAUAAAAUAGCACUUAAAAGCAAUUUGCUUUUGUUUUACUUACCUGACUUUCACUGUUCAGCGAUACAUGACUAUUAUCAUUGUUCAUAAUAAAUCAAACAUGAUGGCCUAAUGCCAAUUUCUGAAAGCGCUUCAGCUAUUAGAGGGUCUACUUUUAAGUCAGUAGAAGCUCUGUGUUUAAUAUAAAUGAACUGAGGUUCAGAGAGAAGGACUAGACUUAAAGUUCACAGCCCUCAGCAAUGUUCCUAUUCUUAUUUCACAUUGUGUAUAUUUGGCUGACUAUUUAAAAUGUUAAGACAAUGCGUUAAAUUCCACAGAAUGUCAGAAUUUAUUUCUCUUGAUUAAUUGCCCAGGAAAUAUUUCUAAGAAACUGUGUGAUCACCCUCUUCAAUAUAACUAUUUCUAGUCGUUGCCCUCUUCAUCACUAUUUCAUAUACAUAAGAUCAAAGAAAUCUAAUAAGGAACCAGAGAUAGGAACUUGAGCAGAUCCUUAAUGAAAGGUCUGAUUUCCUAACCAAGGCAAAUGCUUUCCUUAGAAUAAUUAAAUUUUAGGUAAAAACCAUCACACUUUCUUUAAAUAAUUUUUUUUUAUUCCUCUGGGUUCUCAUGUAUGCUGAAAAGAUGAUAAAGGAACUGAAAGAAGAGAUAUGCUUUGGUUUUCACUUACCACUGUUCUGCGGCUCCUAUCAAAGAAACUCAGUUCAUUUUGAUUGAAUAAGUUGAUAGAAAUGAACAAAGAGAAUAGACUGAAGUACAAAUGGGAAAGUUUGGUUUAAUAGGAUGAACAAAAGACUGGGACAUGAAGCUGACAUUUAACAGUCUUUGGUCUCAGAUACUAAUUUUGACUUGUGAUGAUGAUUUCUUGGUGAGGAAUAAAAUAAAUUCCUUGGAACUCCCUUAACUUCGUGUUCUUGAGAAACAUGCAUUUAAAAAGUGAAACAGUCUUAUAAGGAGACACAGAAAGUUCAAUUAAAUUUAUACUUAUCUUAAAGGCAGAAAGAAGGCCAA